CCCAAGCCUCCAGCCAUGGCUUCUCUGCUCACCAAGGACGCCUACCUGCAGAGCCUGGCCAGGAAGAUCUGCUCCCAGCCCAGCGCGGAGCUGCAGAAGUGUGAGUCGGCUGGCAGAACUCGAGGCUCAGAAGCUGCUGGGCCCCCGGAAAAGAAGAGGAAUAACGCGCAGAAGAAACCCCGCGCGCGGGAGGAGGAGGCUGCGGAGCCUCAGGCCCAGGCCCUGGGGGAGAAGUCUCCGGCCGCUUCCGGGGCCAGGAGGCCAGUGACAGCCAAGGAGGAGGAACCCUCCAGCUCCACAGGGGCCCCGGCGGAUGGCUUGGCCACAGAGCCUGACUCCGUCUUUGCCCUGGACGUUCUGCGGCAGCGGCUGCACGAGAAGAUCCGGGAGGCCCGGGGCCAGGGCAGCACCAAGGAGGUGUCUCCCGCCACUUUGGAGAGAAGACGCCGGAGGAAGCAGGAGCGGGACCGGAGGAAGAGGAAGCGAAAGGAGCUGAGGGCACAGGAGAAGGCGGCGAAGGCCGAGGAGGCCGCGGGGGCCGCCGACCCGCCCCCCGAGGCGCCCCGAGAGGAGGCGCAGGGGCAGCCCGGGCUGCUCUUCAACAAGGUGGAGGUGAGCGAGGAGGAGCCGGCCAGCAAGGCCCAGCGCAGGAAGGAGGAGAGGCGGGAGCUGAAGGGGAACCUGACGCCGCUGACGGGCAAGAACUACCGGCAGCUGCUGGAGCGCCUGCGGGCGCGGCAGGGCGAGGGCAAGGCCCGGGAGCUCGAGGCCGAGGGCGUGAAGACCCUCCACUGCGAGCACCGGCGGCAGGAGGCCCUGAGGCGCACGGAGAAGCGGCGCGCCCAGCGGAGGUGA
Molecule: messenger RNA, 855 nt
Organism: Diceros bicornis minor
Lineage: Eukaryota; Metazoa; Chordata; Mammalia; Perissodactyla; Rhinocerotidae
Product: surfeit locus protein 6-like
Exons: 5
Coding region: 16-855 (279 amino acids)
Biological process (GO): ribosomal large subunit biogenesis; ribosomal small subunit biogenesis
Cellular component (GO): nucleolus
Molecular function (GO): RNA binding; DNA binding
Source: RefSeq, a predicted model, not a curated record